AAAAAAAAAAAAAAAAAAAAAAAAAGUUCAAGCCGACUGCGUCGUUCGACUGCGUCGUUCUACUCCAAAUCCAACUUGCGCUAAGCAAAAAAUCACAAAACCAGCGUCUUUUUUGUUUUGACUUGUUAAAAAUGGCACCCGACGACUCCUCAAAAAAAGCCGAUACGGGAAAGCGCUCCCUUGGCAACGAAGAUGCCACUGACGGCGCUCUGAAAGGAGGCCGCCGUCCCAAUGGCGACGCGGACGCGAUGGACGUUGACGACCACCCACGCCCGGACAUGGGCGAGUUCGAGGACGAGUUUGAAGACGAGUUUGAGAGCGAAGAUGAGGUCAUUGAAGCUGGCGUUGACGGUAGGCCGGAUGCCGAGCGCGAGGCGGAGGAGAAAGCUGGUGCCAUGGAAGUUGACGGCGGCGGCCCCGGUACAUUCAUAGUCGGCCGCUCCCAGCUCGAAGCGGGCCAGACCUUGACGCCAGACCCCACGACGUACGAUAUGCUACACAGCCUGAGCACGCCAUGGCCCUGUCUAUCUUUUGACGUGAUACGAGACGGCCUCGGCGACAAUCGCAAGGUCUAUCCUGCCACCAUGUAUACGGUUGCUGGCACGCAAGCAGAGACGUCCAGGUCCAACGAAAACCAGAUCAUGGUCAUGAAGUUCAGUGGUCUGAGCAAGAUGGAUAAAGGAGGUCUGGGCGAAGACUCGGAUGAUGAGGACGAUGACAACGACGAAGACGCCGAUCCAAUCCUAGAGAGCAAGUCGAUCCCUCUGACGUCGACUACAAACCGAAUUCGUGCCCAUCAAACACCGUCCGAGGGUGGCCGACCGGCAACGACACUUACAGCUACCAUGACGGAGUCGUCAAACGUUUUCAUUCACGAUAUCACGCCGCAUCUCGCCUCUUUCGACACUCCUGGCACAAUAAUCACGCCGCAACAGAACAAACCCUUGUGCACCAUCAGAGCGCACAAGUCUGAAGGCUAUGCCGUCGAUUGGGCCCCGGUCAGCUCGCACGCCGCGGGCCGGCUCAUGACGGGCGACAACGAUGGGUUGAUGUACAUGACGACAAGGACCGACGGCGGCGGUUUCGUCACAGACACCAGGCCAUUUGCUGGCCACACCAGCAGUGUCGAGGAUAUUCAGUGGAGUCCUUCGGAGGCAUCCGUCUUUGCCUCUGCCUCGAGCGACGGCACAGUUCGCGUUUGGGAUGUGCGCAGCAAAAGCCGAGCGGCCGCUCUGACGGUCAAGAUCUCGGACACAGACGUCAACGUGGCCAGCUGGUCGCGACUGACGACGCAUCUGUUGGCGACAGGAGACGACAACGGCACGUGGGCUGUGUGGGAUCUCCGACAAUGGAAGCCCUCGACCAACAACAAGGCAUCUACGCCAACGUCCAUCGCCAGCUUUUCGUACCACAAGGAGCAAAUCACCAGUCUCGAGUGGCACCCAUCAGACGACAGCAUUAUCGCCGUUGCGGCGGGCGACAACACGGUCACCCUGUGGGACUUGGCGGUGGAGCUCGACGACGAGGAGAGCCGGGACACGGCAGGCGUGCAGGACGUGCCGCCACAGCUGCUCUUUGUUCACUACCACGAAAACGCAAAGGAGUUGCACUGGCACCCCCAGAUACCUGGUGGUCUGGUAGUGACGGGACAUGAGUUUAGUGUGUUCAAGACGAUUAGUGUCUAGGCUAGGUAGAAAAGCUAAUGAUUCUAUUCUACCGUACCCUUGGCGAGAUUUUGAUGGGCAUUUCAGUCUUUUUCCAAGUGGUAUACAUUUGCUGCCUGUCGGUCCAGCCUUUUGACUCGGGGCACAGCUCCAUGUCAAAGUUCCAAAACAUGCGGGCCAGGAUGAGUCUGAGCUCGGCGAGUGCGAGACUGUGGUAAUUUUGAGCGCGUUUGGUCAGUUGCAAAAAAAGCUCGUACUCAUCUCAACAUGGACACUUGACAACAGAAAAAGACGACUCACUUCUUUCCGAUGCAGUUUCUGGGCCCAAACGAAAAGGCCUGCGAUGCUGCCUUUCGGUCCAGGUCGAACCUCUUGUCCUCGGCCAGCCACCUCUCUGGGUGGAACUCGUUUGGCAGCACGUAGUUCUCCCUGGACCGCCCAACCGACAGAUGGUGCAUGCCGACAGUCAUGCCCCCUGGGAUGAAGCGACCCAGUAUGGUCCUUCCGCCGUCGGGUACCACGCGGGGGAAUGCACCGGGGCCAGGAGGGAACAUGCGCAGCGUCUCGUCGAUGACGGCGUGGAGGUACGGCAAGUGGGAACGCUGGGUUGACUGUAGGGUGAUGUCGGCUUCUGAAGCGAAGGCGGCAUCGAGCUCGGCACGCAGACGGGCGUAGACGUCUGGGUUGGACAGGACAAAGUAUGUGCCGCUGGUCAGGGCGGUGGCAGUAGUCUCACUGCCGGCCACGAUGAGGACCUGCGCCGACGUGUACAUUUCCUCGACCGUCAUUCCCUUUUCGUCAUCUGCCUGGAGAAUGUACGACACUAAAAGGAGGAGAGCAAAAAAAGGUGAGUCAAGUUGACGACAGAGAAAGGAUGGCCAUGUUGAACAAAACUCACUAAAGUCGGUCUUGUCCGUGUCGGUCUGCUCCAGUCGCCGGUUGAUACGCUCGACACCAAACAUGUACUGCCUCUCGCGCAUCUGCAGCAGCUUCUUGGGCACUAUACAUAAGAGGAUGGCAUAGUACAGAGCGGUGGGGAACCUCCUGGCGGCGCGGAUGUAGGUGCCGGCCUUGAAGAUCUCAAAGACGGCCGUCAGCCACCAGUGCCACCGACCGUCUCGGAGACAGUGAAAGGGCUCGCCGAAAGCCAGGUCGCCAAUCAGGUCAAAGGUGGCAAAGUUGUACCACAGGUUGAUGUCGACGGUGGGCCCCUGGGAGGACUGCCUGCGGAGCUGCUGGAUGAGCAUGUCGAUGUACCGUGUCAUCCUCGGCUCCUGGCUCCUCAGCGCCUUGUCGGAGAAGGCCGGGUUCUGCAGUCUCCGCAUGCGCCGGUGCCCUUGGUCGUCGGCGGUCAGGAUGUUGUCGACACCCCCGACGUUCUUGUUCCACCACUUGGGGUCCUUGUCGAAGCCGCCAGCGCCGAACCCGUACGCAGUGGACCAGACCUCGGGGUUGGUCAUGGACAGCUCGUCCGGGGAGAUGCGGACCACCUCGCCGUACUGGUCGUGCCACUGCUUCACCUUCCAGUGGCUCAGUCCACGGACGUCCCAGAAGAGAUAAAAGACGCGGCUGGCCCGGCACAGGAAGGGUCCAGGGUAGUGGCGGAGCGGGUGGAAAAAGAGGUUGUAGAUGCAUUUUCCGAGUAGAAAAGCCACCGCCUGCACCCUUUGUUAGUCAUAGUGGAACGGAGAGGGUUGCUUUGAGUAUCCAUCUUACCGCGCAACCGAAAUACUUUAACAUCAGGACAAACAUGGCAGCCGUUUUCCCAUGUGUACCUCGAAUUACUGAAUAGGUGAAUAGGUGACUUGGACGAAUCGCGCGCAGGGCAUACUUUUCUAGCAUUACUCUCAAGCUGCUUGUAUGCUGUAUGAUUAACAAAAGCACGAGGUGGUAAGGCGGCGCUUUGGCGCUUAAACAAACCCAAAAUGAAAGAAAUGCCCGAUUGCUUGCUAGUUUUACCGACAAGGCGGAACAAAAAGGGGGAUGGACAAAACAGGUAACCUGGUGCCUCCCUACUUUGCCUCCUUCCGGCCGGGUACCGUAACAUUAAUCAACCUUGUUUUAGAGUAGGUAAUAUAAAAAGCAAAUAAAUAUGUUAACCGCAAGCACGUGGCAUAGUAUACCUAGGUAAG
Pyricularia oryzae 70-15 is the source of this 3796-nucleotide messenger RNA. RefSeq names its product ribosome assembly protein RRB1. Lineage: Eukaryota; Fungi; Ascomycota; Sordariomycetes; Magnaporthales; Pyriculariaceae. The transcript has 2 exons. The record is from RefSeq and is a predicted model, not a curated record. Gene Ontology annotation, molecular function: protein binding. The coding region runs from base 132 to 1685 and encodes 517 amino acids.